UGUCGGCACUCCCACCCAGAUUCAUGAGUAUUUACAUCCAGGUCCAGCGCCUUUGUUCAGGUGUUUGACUUACAGAUGUUGUUUUGGUCGCACUUUUCUGAAGUUAAAGGAAAGCGUGAAGCCAAAUUUUUCAGCGAUUUUUAAAAAAAAAAUCCUUGACAUUUCGCUAAUGCUAACGCGGAUUCAUCUGUCUCUUCUCCGUCUGUGGACAGGGAGGGUUAUUCACUCGUGUUUCUUGAAGCCUCUGCCUCUGUGAUGGAUCUCCAGACCCUUCUCAAAACCGCACUGAGGAACAAAUAUCAGAAACUGAAUGCAGCGUAUUCUGAAGACUCACUACUCCCUUCAAGACUUUGCUAUCGGCAGCUUAAGCAUGACUACUCAUUACCUAAUUUGCACCAGCAUGAGUUUAGAUAUGUUGACAAAUCUGACCUUCACACUUGGGUCCUUUUUACAACCGUCCCUCUCACAGAUAUUUUAUCUUGUGACUGCAAACAUAGCAGCAGCAGAAGAACAGUCAUCACGUUAGGAGCGAGUGGGGUUGGAAAAACCACAGCGGUGCAGAGCUGUGCUCUCGAGUGGGCCGAGGGGAAAGCGUACAAUGAUAUCCAGCUCCUGUUUCCUCUCACAUUCUGGGAGUUAAAUUUGCUAAAACACAAACUGAACAUAAUUGAACUUCUCCAGGCAUUUUACCCUGAACUGAAGGAUCUUGAUGCUUCCAGUCUAAAUGAAAACAGCGUGUGGUUUGUCCUCGAUGGCCUGGAUGAGAAUCACCUCCCUCUCAGAUUCAACUGCGCAACGGUGAAUAAUGUUUUUGAGGUAUCCACAGUGGAUGUUCUUGUGACCAGCUUGAUCAAGGGGACUUUACUUCCCAAUUCUCAUGUGUGGAUAACAACCCGGUAUUCAGCAGCAACACAAAUCCCUGAUGCCUAUUUGCUUAAAGAGACUGAGGUGCAAGGGUUCAGUGAUGAACAGAAGGAGCAGCACUUCCAGACGGUUAUUGGCGAUGAUGAUCUGGCGAAUAGAGCCAUUGACCAUGUGAGAAUAUCACGAAGUCUGGACUUCCUCUGUCAGAUACCUCCAAUCUGUACCAUCAUGGCCAGUGUUUUGAAGAGUCACGUAAAAGCCGAUGAAGGAUUUAAAAUCAGUCCUUUGAAUCUUACCCAGAUAUACACAAAUCUGGUCAAAGCAUCAAACUCAGAUAUUAUUGGCAAGCUGAAAAAGCUGGCUGUGCUUCGGAUGGGAGAAGGUAACGUAAUGUAUGAGGACGACCUUUUAAAGUGCGACAUAAGUGCUGAGGAGGCGUCAGCUUUCUCUGAAGAAUGUCCCCUGGUGUUGAGAGAAGAGAAGGGACUGUAUAACACCACAGUGUUUCGCUUUGGUCACUCGAGCAUUCAGGAGUUCCUGGCUGCAUCUGCUAAAGUGGACAACAUUGAAGCGAGUCCUUUGCAGUCUAUCUGCUGUCAGUUUCUGGUGGACGAGGCGCUGCAGAAUGCUGAGGGAAAAUAUGACGUCUUCCUACGUUUCGUCUUUGGCCUCAUUAAGGAGCGUCAUAUACUGGAGCCCACCGAUUGGCUGUUUGACUACACCAAGAAGAAGAUCCUAGAGAACAUUUUGUCUUACAGCGCUGUGAGUCUGCUCCACUGUCUGAGGGAGUACGACAGUCAGGCUUUACUGAUUGAGGUCCAGUUCUUUCUGAAGUUUGGCUUCUCUCCGAUCCGUGAAUUCUCAUCAAUGCAUUGGAAGUUCAUGAUCCAAAGGACCAGGGCUUUCGAAGGGAUGAGGGACAAUUUUGAGAUGCAGGUGUCCACAAAGUGUGAUGAAAGACUCCUCAGGCAGCUACCAGCUAUUCUGAAGUCAAGGAAAGCCAUGCUGAGAUUCUCUAACCUGACAGACAAGUGUUGUCCAGCCUUGGCAGCAGUCCUGAGCACUAGAGAGUCGUACCUGAGAGAGCUGGACCUGGGGUACAACAGCAUCAGUGACAGUGGAGUCAGGACACUCCUGGAGGGGCUGAGUGAUCCAAACUGCAGACUGAAAACGCUCAGGUUGCAGGGCUGUGGAGUGACGUCACAAGCCUGUGUAUACCUGGCCACUGCCCUGACUCAGUCCCCGAAACUGCGAGAGCUGGAUCUGAGCAGGAAUGAAAUAGGAGAUGAUGGACUGCGACAUCUUUCAGAUGGUCUGAGAUCUGCUCAAUGCCAGCUAGAUACACUUAAACUAUCACAGUGCAACAUUGAGAGGAAAGGCUGCCAGUAUCUGGCCACAGCUCUGCAGAAGAACUCCAGCCACCUGGCAGUGUUGGAUCUGAGCAUCAAUAUGGUCGGAGACAAGGGCGCGAAUGAGCUCUUUAAAAAGUUUGAUAUAUCACAGCUAAGAAAGCUGGAGAUGUACCACUGCGGCCUCACUGCGUCAAGCUGUAGAAGUGUCUGCGAAGCUCUGAAGUCUGAAAGCAGCACUCUGAUAGAACUCAAUCUGAGCAACAACAGCUUGAAAGAUAAAGGGUUUGAGAUCAUCUGUGAAGGCAUGUACGCAUGGUGUAGUUUGGAAAAACUCAAUGUUUCAAGAUGUGGAAUCACUGGUAUGGGUUGCAUUAGUUUGGCAAAGGUCCUGUGUUCAAUCUCGCAGCUCUACAGUGGGUGGAUGCAAAAAACAGACUGGCAGGCAGUGGAGCUGAGAGAGCUUGACCUCAGCAUGAACUGCCUCAGAGACAAGGGAGUGAGAGAAAUGUCAGCUGGACUGAAGAAUCCCUACAGCCACCUGAAAACUCUCAAUCUGAGCCACUGCAGCCUGACUGAUGAGUGCUGCGCAGAGCUUGCAUCAGGAUUAGCGUCACAGGAGAGCAUCAUCACUGAGCUGGAUCUGUCAGACAAUGACCUUCAAGAUAAGGGAGUAAGGAAACUCUGCUUGGGACUCAGAAGCCCUCAGUGUAAACUGCAGAAGCUUUCACUGCGGGCCUGUGGCUUGACCACGAGGAGCAUUCAGUUUCUGACCACUGCCCUGAAGUCAAACCCCCAGCAUCUGACGGAGCUGCAUCUGAUGGGAAACAGUCUGGAAGACUCAGGAACCAGAGCGCUUAUGGAACUAACCAAGAACCAGAAAUACUCCCUAAAUAUAAUAGAUGUCUCAGCAGAUUGAGGAGACAGACAGGAAGCAGACAUAAGGACACAAACUGUCUUGAUGGUGGAGAGGUCCUGAUAUAUUUCAGUGUAUACUGGAGCAGUAAUAUCAAGUGUUGUUCAGUCCACGUUUUCCUCAUUCAUUUGGGUUUUUCUACUGUUUAAAGAUUAUUUUCAGAACAUAUAAGCACAUAUAUACCUAAUGGGUAUCUUAAAGCAAUUUAAAAGGCUUUUUCUUUUUUAUUACUACUUUUUUUUUUUUUAAUCCAGUGCCUUAGUUGUGUUUUCUUUGCCUACUAUCAAGGUUACAUUGUUCAACACUGUAAAGUUAGAUAAUGCAGAGACAAGUGAGAGGAAAAUUAAUUUAUGAAUGGGUGAUGUAAUGAUUUAUCUACUCAUAUUAAAAUAUGUGCAUAUCGCAACAGUAUUCUUGUAAUAUACCACAAGCUACUGAUGCAUGUAAUGCAGAAUUUGAAAUAUUGUCCUCUCCGCUUCCUCCAGAUAAACUAGUUUCCUUUUCCUUCAAACGCUGAUAUUAAAAAAAAUAAAAAAUUGUGUUUAUUUGA
This is a messenger RNA of Toxotes jaculatrix (banded archerfish), 3679 nucleotides long. Its product is annotated as NACHT, LRR and PYD domains-containing protein 12-like. The record is from RefSeq and is a predicted model, not a curated record. Lineage: Eukaryota; Metazoa; Chordata; Actinopteri; Toxotidae. The coding region runs from base 256 to 3132 and encodes 958 amino acids. The transcript has 9 exons. Gene Ontology annotation, molecular function: protein binding.